This is a messenger RNA of Bacillus rossius redtenbacheri, 20111 nucleotides long. It is a transcript of the gene cpb, whose product is annotated as F-actin-capping protein subunit beta. The transcript has 5 exons. Gene Ontology annotation, biological process: negative regulation of filopodium assembly; actin cytoskeleton organization; regulation of lamellipodium assembly. Gene Ontology annotation, molecular function: actin filament binding. Gene Ontology annotation, cellular component: cytoplasm; F-actin capping protein complex. The record is from RefSeq and is a predicted model, not a curated record. NCBI's taxonomy places the organism in Eukaryota, Metazoa, Arthropoda, Insecta, Phasmatodea, Bacillidae. The coding region runs from base 259 to 1089 and encodes 276 amino acids.
GAAUAUUAGUCAAAUCAACAUUAAUAAGCUUUACCAAACUUUAUAUGAACAGUGUUAGGAAUAUAAAAUAAUCUCUAUGUUACACUGCGUAGAAUAUUUUUGGUUGUUUUAUUUAACUGCAUUCAUUCGCAUUCUAGUGUUUGAAACGUCGUUUAAGUACUGGCAGUAGCACAGUCACCAUUUUUACUGAACAGGUGUAGAUUGUUUGAAGUACGAAAAGUGGGUUUAUUUGUGAUCAAGAAAUAUACAAUAUUCGCAAUGACGGACCAGCAAAUGGACUGUGCCCUGGACUUGAUGCGGCGCCUGCCGCCCCAGCAGAUCGAGAAGAACCUGAGCGACCUGAUCGACCUGGUGCCGGCUCUCUGCGAAGACCUCCUCUCGUCGGUCGACCAGCCGCUCAAGAUAGCACGUGACAAGGACGUGGGCAAGGAGUAUCUGUUGUGCGACUACAACAGAGAUGGAGAUUCUUACAGGUCUCCAUGGAGCAACACGUACGACCCACCCCUGGAAGAUGGGUCCAUGCCAUCAGAACGCUUGAGGAAGCUGGAAAUAGAUGCGAACCAUGCAUUUGAUCAAUACCGUGAAAUGUACUUCGAAGGGGGUGUUUCUUCCGUUUAUUUAUGGGAUUUGGAUCAUGGAUUUGCGGGGGUGAUCCUGAUCAAGAAGGCGGGGGACGGCUCCAAGAAGAUCAAGGGCUGCUGGGACUCGAUCCACGUGGUGGAGGUGCAGGAGAAGACCACGGGCCGCAACGCCCACUACAAGCUCACCUCCACGGCCAUGCUGUGGCUGCAGACCAACAAAGUGGGCUCGGGCACCAUGAACCUGGGCGGGAGCCUCACGAGACAGGUGGAGAGUGACGCCAGCGUGAGCGACGCGUCGCCGCACAUAGCCAACAUCGGGCGCCUGGUGGAGGACAUGGAGAACAAGAUCCGCAACACGCUGAACGAGAUCUACUUCGGCAAGACGAAGGACAUCGUGAACGGGCUGCGCAGCGUGCAGCCGCUGUCGGACCAGCGCCAGCAGGCGGCGCUGCGCCAGGACCUGGCCGCCGCGCUGCAGAGGAGGCAGGCCAAGGGCGACGCCAACUGACGCUCCCCUUCGCCCCCGACCGAUACUUCGCACGGCAUUCAACCAGACUGGCCAGCAUCAGUUGUCGUCACCUCUCCUUCCCGUGCCUGCAGGUUUCCGUGCCUGCGAGGAAUUUUACGUCGUCAUAACGUUGUUCGCUUCUGAAGCUUCGAAAUAUCAGAUGCAUUACUAAAAAAAAAAUCUUUUGGUGAAACAAGUUCUGGACUAAUAAUGCAUUCCAACAAGCUGAUUGAUGGACAUUGAGUAAGCAUUUAUCAUCUAUCUUGAAAUAUACUGCUAAUAUUGUUAAUUGUUAAUUAUUAUGAAUUGGGUACAGUUGUUGCAACUGCAUAAUGAGCCAUAAUAUCGAAUAUGAUGAUAAUAGCUACAAUGUUUUUUUUUUUUUAACUAGCAUUAUGAAAGUAAUGCUCAUCUUGUUUGCCAUUUAAAUUACAUGAAGUAUUUCACAGUUAGUAUUAACAAAUUUAAUUAUUUUAUAUGUUUAUUUAGCACUUCUUGUGUUUAUUCUUAUUCAUGUCUUCUAUUUAGUGGGUAAUUUGCAAAGAAAGGAAGGUAAUUUAUUCUGAUGUAACGUUCUGCGUAGAUUAUGUUUAUUUCAAUUUAAUGUUAAAUUUUGGGUAUGGCUUUUUAGUAGGGCUGUGCUGUUAUAGUUUUUAUUGGUACGUUCGGUUCUGAUUUUGGUUCCAUAUAAAUCUCUGUUUUCAAUUACAGUUUCGGUUCUUAUAAAGUGAAAAAAAAUAAUGCUUCAUUAAAUAUGAAUUAGGUGUGUCAUUAUGUAUUUACCCGAAUAUAAUGAAAACCCUAUUUUGAUUAUGAGUUUAUGAAAAAGACAUUAUGGAUUGGAAAUAACAAGUCAAGUACAUAGCACUUGAAAAUUGUUUUAAAAAUUAAACGUAUUCCAUAUUUACUACAUCCUUUCUGGUGCCACUUUCGUCAGUAGUGUGUUUUUAAUGGUCUCUUUGAAACACCAAGCUGCACUUAGAAAAAAAUGUUUUAUAAUUGUAGUUCAAAAGUGGUGGCUGUUCAGAAAGUAAAAAAAUGUGGUGAUAUACAGUGGUCAUCUGAGAGGGUGAAAGAGCUGGGGCAGGGGAGCCACCCUUAAGAGAAGCAGAAAGAACCCAGCGCCAAACUCCAUUUGCACCUCUCCUUCAUCCAGCAUCUCUCAUCUCUCAUCCGUCUCGCCUGUGCUGAGGUCCAGCAAGCCCCGGACUAAAGUGGCAUGAGUGGUCCAGUGUACAGGCAGGGCAUGCAGUUUUACAACUGAGCUGUUCCCAAUGGCAAGAUGCAGUUGGCAAUUAUGUCACCCUCCUUUUUAGUUUUCACGUGUUUAGUCAAAAUAAUACAAUUAUAUUCAUGUAAACAUGGUAAUAUGUUAAUAAAUAAAAUUUUAAAAUACAGGGAAAAAAAGUACACACUUUUGCAGAAGCGUAAAACUUUAUUUUUUUAAAGGUAUUUUUAAGCUAACCUCAAACCUUGGAUUAGGAGGCCAAUCAUUGCUGACAUCAAAAUUGUGAUGGGAAAGAUAAUUUUUGGUUCAGCAUUUUUGGUAUUUAUUAUUUUAUGUUUUUUUUUCUUAAUUAUCAAAAGUAAUUUGUUCUUUAUAGUUUAUAAUUUUAACGUACUUUGUUUUAUAAUACAAUAUGUUUCACUUGUAUGCUUUUAUAUUGUAAUUGGCCUUUAAUGUACAACUGGCCAUAAAUCAUAACAGUCCCACUAAUAUAUGAUAGGAAUGGGAAAAUGCCAUAUUUUUUCUGCUGUUUUGUGCCAUAACAGUGUUAUAUGAAGUAAAACCGUUUGAAGCAGCCAGUCACUAUGAAUUUCAGGAAUUAUUUUAAAUAUACUAUGUUUUAAUGAAUAAAAAAAUUAAAAGAAACUAUGGCCUAGAAAUUGUUGGAAAUAAAAUGGUGUCUUUUGGUUCCUAUACCUCUACAAAUACAUUAUAUAAACUAUACUCUAUGACAUACAUUUUGUGUGUGUUAUUUAUUGUGAGAUGUUGAAAGAAUGUGUUUCAUUUUCUGCAUGCUACAUGAGGUAACAGAAACAUAUAAAAAAUACCCUAAAUAAAAAACGAAAAUUUGAAAAGUCUGUUUCACAUGGAUAUUUUAAAGAAACCAAAACCGGAACCGAAAAAUCAGGGAACUGCACAGGCCUACUUUUUAGUAAAGGUGAACUCAUUACCGUAUUUACCCAUGUACCACCCGCACAUUUUUUCUGAAAAACAACAUUCAAAAGUUGGGGUGCGGGUCAUACACGAAAUUUGAGGUUUUUGACAACAAUGAAGACUGAAAAAAUUGGAUUUAUAGUACAUUACCGAAUGCUGGACGCAUUUAUUACAAUGAAAAUACAACAAAACCCCUUAUUUACGUUACCGUUAUUUACUUUUUCCUGAUAUUUUCACCAUUUUAUUUCGGUCCCGUUUUAACCUCAUAUGAUGCAAUGCAAUAAAUUGCCGUUGUUUACAACGCGCGUAUAAACUGCUUCCCGCAAUUUACGCGGUUUAUUCUGAGAUUAACGCUUUCUAAUUUAAAUAAUCGUAAUACGACGUAUUCUGAUGUGUUUUCAAGACGUUUUUAAAAGUAUUAAACUUUAUCCGUAACGUGUCGGGAGUCGCUGUAAUCCACCUAUAAAACGUAAACAGCGCCAGUUGGCAUCAUUCGGUAUAGAGCGCGCGCACGUAGUCGAAGAUCGAUAGCUCGCAAACUUCUUGCUACGCGCGCGCUCUGUUCACAACCGAGUUAACUAUAACUGGCAACCCGCGCCAUUUUAUGCGUAUCAAUACAACUCACGUUUUUGCUACGGGUUUUUUUACGUUGAAUAAAAUGGUUUUAUGGCAUCACUCAUUAUUUUUAAUUAUUUGGCACUACGAGCUUUAUUUUUAUUUGCAGGAUGUUGCAACGGACUGAACAGUUGACGAUUGUGGUUAUUGCAUACAAACAUUUUAAAAUUUAUUUCACCAAAUUUACGUCUGUUGUUUAGCAAAAUUGAUCUACUAUUUUGACAAUGAAUAUUACUGGUUUUUUUUUAUUAAUAUUUCAUGCAUUUGUGUUAGUAAAAUUCUGUGCUGCAGUUAUAAAGAGUUUUCUUUGUUGUUACAAUGACAGACUCUUUUUCCCUAUUUAUGCAGGCACAUGUAAAUAGACAUUACAGUGAAAAAAUUUUUUUUCCAGAGAGUAUGUUGAAAAUUUGGGGUGCGGGUCAUACAUGGGGGCGGGUGGUACAUGGGUAAAUACGGUAUUUAUCUAAGGCCAUAUAGUUAUGUUGAUGUAAUUCAUUUCUUAAGUGUUUUUUUUAUCUCACUUUGGAUUAAUGAUAAUUUAAAAGAGCUAAUGUUGCUAUAUAUUUCUGUCACAGUAUUAAGUAGAAUAACAUAUUUACUUGCAUUGCUGUCCAUGUGACUAGAAAAUGUGUACAUUUUACAUAAAUAUGUGCACAUGUUUGAAGACAAAACUUAAAACUAGUUUCAUUAUUUCCAAAUGAGUUCAUGGAAACAAGUACAUACCAGUUUAAUGUGUUAUCUAUUUAAGAAGAAGUAGAAAAAAAUUCAAAUUGUCUUCCAUAGGAACUCCAGAUUUUUUGUGAAAUCAAUGUGAGUUAAAGACUCUUAGGAGUUUGAAACUAAGAAAUCAAGCAUUAAAGGUAAUUAUAUAAUUUAGAAAUUGGAAUAUGCUUGCUUUAUAUAUUAAGUUCAUUUUCAUUGCUUAAUAAUUAUUUUAUAAUACCAUGUUUUAUCGCAUAAUCGUUGCACAUGUUAUACUAAAAUCAAGUUUUAAAAGUAGGGGUGCAAUUUUUAUGCAAGAGAAUCAUUUUUGUUGAGGUACUGUUAUUCAUAAAAAAAUCCAAUAAAUGGAAAGUAUGCUUAUUUAAAAAGUAGAGUAUACAAAAGCACGCCAAACAAUUAAAAUUAAUAAGUCAUGCAACAAAAACAUAAUUUGUUCAACUUAAAAUAGAAAAAUGAAAACCGUGGCCCGAACGUAAGGCCGAACUAAUGCAUAACUGUGGUCAUAGUACACACUAACCACUAAAGAGUGCAUGCUAUCAGCGAGAUAUCAAUAUUUGACUGUGUGCUCACACACUGUAUGGGCAUCAACAUAAUGAGGCCUGUCUGGCUAUCCUAAGCAAAGUUCGAGUGAGUCACCAGGGUACAUUUCUGACAGAAUUAGAUAGCAGAGUUGGGUAAUAAUUAAUGAUCACAAAAUUUAAGAAAAAGGCACUACUAAAUUCAGUAGAUUUAUUGCUUGACAAAAAAAAAUUCCAAAACCUUCCAUUCCUUGCCAUUCCAGUGAGUUUUCAGAUGUACGUUCGUAGUCCUACAAUAUUUUAGUUUGCCAACUAUUCCGCAGUGACAAGAAUAAAGAACAAAGGGUUUUCUAUUGCUGAUAGAGAGUUUGAUUUAUUUUAUUGUCAUAUUCACAAAUUUUGAAUUGUUUUACAGGAAUGUGGCAGUGUGUCUUUAAAGACAAAUAAAAUAGAAGCUGAAAGCAGGAAGAAGAUGAAAAUCUGUUGGCUUGGUUAAGCAAAUUCGUGCAUUGAGUGUAUCCAUCAGUGGUUUUAAAUUUAAAUUUGUUUAUAUAGCUUGAUAAAUCAAUCAGUAAAAAUUUCAAACACUGACAAAUACUAAAUUGAUAUUUCCUGCUUAUAACAUUUUCCUGCUUUUAAUGUAUUUUUUUUCCUUAUGCCCCCCUGAAAAAAAUUAUAACAUGGUUCUACUGUAGUAAUAAUUACAAAAGGUUGUAAGUGGUGUGACUGAAAAAUAAUUUAACUAAAAUGAGUAGGCACCAUUAGAAUUAAUAUUGAACAUUUAUAGUGCUUUUAUCAAAAAACUUCAAAAAAAGAUCGAUCCAAAAGUACAAAUUGGCUAAAUGCCAAAAUUACUUUAAAUAUGUACUGUCUAUUAAUAAAAAAAAAUAGUGCAACACAAUUAGUAUUUUAAGGGAAAAAGUUAUUCUCUGACACACAAAAAGCAGGCAAUAUUGCGACAGUAGGACAAGGUUGGUUGAAACGGCCCGAGUCCUCAAAACCUCUCAUUGCGAUACUAAAAGUUCUCAUGCCAAGUUCUUGUGUAAUCUUAAAAUAGUUCUAAAACAUUCUUAUACGAUUACCAUCAGCUGGCUACUCAGCACGCCACCACACACUGCCCGAAGUGCUGGGAUAAUUUGCUGCUAUAGCUUGGACAAAUAACUUUGCACGUAGUGAUGAGCAUUUUUUUUGCACUGUAAACUUCUCAAAAUGUGGUUGAUUCCAAGUAGACCAUACAGUCCACUCAAGUUCUGUCUAACAAAGUUUCAAAUUAAACUCCUCAAACAGAAACUCCCGCAGAACACAAAACUAAAAUGUCUUUAGUAUGCUAACUGUAAAAGUACUUUUUUAAGGUAAUUUAAGGUGAAAUGAGGCCUACGAGUAAUGCAGGCCAGCCUUCCUACAGUCCGAGUUCAUUGCGAAAAGUGCACAAAACUGGCUUUAAUACAGUGACUGUUCGUUGGAGUAAAUAAAAAGCUAACUCGGUUGCACUGUCAUCCAUGCUACCUCACAGUUUGCUCGCACAUCCAGCCUGAUUCCUGGCUAGAGACCUUGCUGUCAGUGAAGGUCCUGCCAGGCGGUGGGGGGAGUCCAAGUCACGGCUCCCUCAGGCUGCAGGAGCAGCUCCGGUGGUCUCUCUCUCUCUCCCUCGCGGCAAACAUGGCUGUUGCCUCGCUGCACCGAGGCCGGCGGUGGCGCGUCCAGGCGCGGUAGUUACUGCAUACGCACGUCACAAGUCACCAAAAUUUGUGGCAGGAGUGAACAAGGAUAUUAAGUAGGUCCCAAAAUGUUUUUAAAUACCAAAAACCAAAUAUAACUAAAGCAAAAAGAAAAUAGUUUAAAUUAAAAUAACACAUUAAUAAACAUAGAUGCAUAAUCGGAGGAAGUUGCGGCCCAAGAGACGCCUCGGUAACCGAACAUGAAUUAUGCCAACUAGCGCGGCUACAUUUUUAUACGCGGUGCACAGUGGCAACAAAGACAAACAGAUAAAGUUUAUAAGGUUUAAAACAUCUUAAAGAAAAUUUACGUAUCGGACAACUUCGUAUUUAUGUUAAUUAAAUAAGUAAUCUGUAAUAUUGGAACAAAUUAUAGAUUUCAACUUCAAAAUGCAUCACUUUAUACAGGAAAAGGAAUUUUAUGGGCAGCAUCUGACAUGGAAUAAAAUAAUGUAUAUCAUACUGAGAAAAUGACGAAACAGAAACAUUUGACCAUAUAUUACUGGAAAUCAUAUUGUGCAGGUGCAUCUUAAACAAGUUUUACUGUGAUUGUAAUUACUGUAUUUUCCCAUUUAUAACUACCAAACUGCCUGACAGCAACUUGAAAACAGAUUGCUGUUGCAUGGUGCUUUAUCCUGUCGUGUUUACUACCUACACAAAGCACUCUGAAUCUAAUGGUGGGACCAAAAAUAUUAUGUUACAUUUAUACAAAAAAAAUUCUCCAAAUUUUGACGCCCUUAAAUAAUGGUGUGACGAUGCAAGUGCAACGAUUAUGCUAUAAAAUACGUUAUAACGUUUAAGCUCUAAAGGAGUCUUCUAUGUUGUGAAUAUUGUAACUGCAGUAUCAUCUACCAUCAAAAUGUUAUAUUUGUAGUAUCAUUUAAAAAUUUGAUAAUCAAAAAGUUUUGUAUUAAUACUUGCAAUCUUUUAUGUUUAAUUUUUAUUUGUUUAAUAAUGCUUGAAUAUGUUAUUUUUAUUUAUAUUAUAAUACUGGAUAACGAAUGAACAUGUAAUUUUUGAAUAUUUAAUUUUUGGUUAAUACCACCAUCUUUAGAAAGAGGCAUUUAAUUUGAUUGUAGAAAUUGAACUUAUCUGGGGGGGGGAAAAACAGUUAAAUGCUUUAAAAAGGUUGCUGUGUUAUUUGUCACUUUGUAAGUUAUCGAUUAAUAAUGGUAAUGAGGCAUUCUAUUUCCGUAAAAUGUUUUAGCGUUGGAUAGUGGCUUCUUGCUAGGAAAGUUUUCAGUAAUAACAGUUUAACUGUUGAAAUAUAAGAGUAGGGUAUUAAAAUUAAAUAUUGCUGACUGAAGGUUGGUAUUUUAAAAACUACCCUAAAGAUGGCAGGCAGUACACCAUGAUCUAUCAUUAGUUCAAAAUCUUGUUUCAUGUAAAAGACAUGUUAACAAAACUAAAACUUCCUUCAAUGCAGAAAUUUUCAGCUGUGUUCUUCGCAAACUACUGAAAAUAUUAUAUUGAAAAGUUGGACAGAAAUAAUUAUACUUAAAUAUUUUCCCCCCAUUUUUAUGUUUUUUUUUUCCCCCUUUUCAUGUUAUAUUAAAUAUUAUGUAUGGUUUUAUUCCAAGAAAACUUAAUAGCUAUGAACAUUUUAUAACAUAUAUUUUCAAAGAUAUUUUUAAUGUUUCUUUUAAUUUAAUGGUUAGCUUGAAUCAUUUAUGGUGCUGUUCAAAGCUGAUCUAACUGUGGAGUGUUCGUUGGUGAUUCUGCCGAGGGAAGGGUUGAGCUGCUGUCGACUCGGAAUCACCUGGUGAUUGGUGGACGGAUUGUUUGAUUGCUGGAGUGCAGAGCAGUGGUUCGGGAGCCGAGGCGUGGAGGUGCUACCAUUCCUCCCCUCGUACGUGGCUGGGACUCCUCGUAGAGGUGGGGGCGGGGGGGGGGGACACCAGUGUUUGGUGCUAGGACACGUACACACUUGCAGGGGAUUAGACCCUGUCACCGCAGCUUGCGUUGGGCUCUUGUUCAAGUCAACAUUCAUGAUCUAGUGUAAUAUUGUAGUAUACGGUAGUCCAUGAGGUGAUUAUUCCUGCGGUUCUUGACCACCGGCCCGUGAGCAGAUAUUUGGCUUUAAUGACUAAAACGGUAUUGGUAAAAGUUUGGUGAGAUGUUAUCAUCACCCUGUCCUACCUUAGAUUGUAAAAAAAAUAACUGAAGAAUAAAAUAAUGGAUAAAAGUGAUAGAAGCAAGAUGGCGGGUCCUAAUUACCCUUGAGUGAUGUAGUGUACUAGUGUGCAAAUUAUGGAAUAUUCUUUUCAGUUAGGUAUCGCGGUUGAAAACACUCGGCAUGUAACCUGGGUAGAUGCUAUGACAUAAAGACUUGAAGCACUACAGUUAGUUAGGGAAUUUAUACAAAUUUUAUCUAUCCAUACUAUUAAUUUUUGAUAUGUAACUGGUUGUACUGCAUUGGGUAGUAGUAAAUUCAUAGAUUGGAAUAGAAAUAUGUAAUUACGGUGAUACCAUCUGUGGAAGUCUCGGAAAUCUCAAAAAUAUUGGAGGGCCUGCAUGAUUCAUUUGUAUAUAUUGAUUUUAUGAACAUCACAGAAUUUAAACCACGCAUAGGUAUUAAAAUAUAGAACUUUAUGAUAUUAAAGGUAUCCUUUAAAACUUUGUUAUAUUUUAUGGUCAUAUAAAGAAAUAAUGACAACUUAAAAAAUACAUUAGAAUCCUAGCAUUACAAAUUUGACACCAUUUAAAUGUAGAUAUAGUGUAGAGUUCAUCAUACUGUAGAAAGAUAGUGAUGAAGUAUUUACGGACUGAGAUCGGUUGUUUAUACAAAAAAAUACAAAUGUAUUCUUAGUGUUAUAAUAUGUGUUUUAAAUUGUUUUAGGUUAAUAUUUUUAGUACCUAAGUACACACUUCCUUACAAAACAGUUCAGUUAUAAUACUUUCUUUCAAUCUUUAUUUUGAAAUUAUAAAAUUGGUAAUUUAAAUAAUAAUUGAAUACAUAACAUUUGCAUAACCCAGGAACAGAAAUAUGUGAUAACCACGGUGGUGCCAUCUGUGGGAGAUGGUGUGAAUCAAACUUUAUAGUAUUCACUUUUGAAUGAAUUUUAAUAAGAUGGGCAGUAUUUCAUUAAAAUUCCUUGUUGAAACACUGGUUCAAAGGCAGUGUUCAGUAUUUUUUCAAGUCUUUUUUUGAUUUAUGGUUUUCAUUGGAGCAGUUUUAUUACAUAGUUCAAAAUUCUCUCUGCAAAUUGAAACUAGUCAACAUAGCUGCGCCGGCAGUGGCUCGUGCAGAAACUGCGUGUGAUUUGCAUCCAUAAAUGUAGUUGAAAACACAUUUGUGUAUGUUUAUCACUUUCUGCAUUAUUUUAAAGAAUUAUAUGUUCAAUUUCACAUCCGAGGCUCGAGUUUUGUAUACUAAGUGUAUGUGCAACAUAAGAACACAUGAAUUUGCUUGUUACAUAUUGCUGGCUAAUACUGAAAAACUCCCUCACCUUUUUUUAUUGCUAGGUUUAUAUCUUAUGUUAUUGAUAAACUAUACAUUCUGUAUUAUUUUUAAUGUAUGAAAAUACUAUCUCCAAGACUUAAAUAAAAUCACUAAAUAAUUAAUUUUACAAAAUUUUUUGAAUACAAAUGUGACUAUCCCAUAAAAAGUAUGUUAUAAAAUAAAGUGAAUUUAUUUAUUAUAAAAGUAUAUUUAAAAUAAUUUGCUGCCCAAGGAGAAUUUAACCAAAGAGUGUUCCAAGUUUGAGAUUCACACAUAAUGAAUUUUAUUAAUUUAUUUAUCAUCAUCAUUGUCUAGUAUAAGAUAAGAUCAUAUAUCUUAAUGGCCCACAUUGAAAUAAUAAUUGCUAGGCCUGUGCAAAUAUUCAAAUACGAAUAAUAAACUAUUUGACCCUAAAUACUAACACUUUAAAUAACGAAUAUUCAUUUACUUACUAGUAUUUGACACAGCAUACCUCAUCAGCUUUUCGAAUACCAAUGUUCGCUGUUGUUGUCAUUUGUGCAAUAUAAACACCCUUUUUUGAUGUUUUAAUGGGACCUCAUAAUCAAAAACAUUAACAAUAAGCGAUGUUUUGUAAAUGCAACUAGUCAAGGUUUAUUUUUUUUUUCUUUCACUGUUGCCUAGUAGCUAACCGCAAAAACUGGAAAGUUGUGCGAACAAUUCAAAAAAUUGCAUUUUUGUCUUUUCAAACUUAAAAACAAAAUAAUGUUUGUAUUUUUUCAUCAGGUGCACUAGACAUGGGGAAAAAAAAAUAAAUGUCAACAACCACGGGGACCGCACAUCACAAAUCACGGACACUCAUUCCGAUGGUCAAUAAAAGUAGUAAACGCCAUGGUUCCAACAGCGUACAAAUCGAUAGUCACAAUCGAUCUAACACCAUGCGACACAGUAGAAGUUUACUUGCUCUAUGUAUCUGUUAUAAAAUACGUUGCAGCUUUUUUAAAAAAGAUGGGGCAUGUAACGCAGUACCUGUGAUAAAAGUGACACUUCUUUAGCAAUUCAAACCUCGUAACAGGUAAAAUGGCAGAGAAAAGACAAUUUUCUAAAAUAAACAUGAAUUAACAAUAUUACUCACUGUUGAAAUAAUCACAUCAUAAAAUGUUAUAUUAAGAUUUUUAGGACCUCAACUAUAGCAUGUAAACAAUUCUAACUACAAUUUAUACACGUUUUAAAAAAUAAAUCAACUUAAAUAAAUUUUAUUAUCAACCACAUCUAUAUUAUUACUCAGUAUUAUUCAGUAAAACCAAUUAUGCAAUUUAAUAAGAUAAAAAAGCACUGGGUCUUUUGGCUUUAAUUUCUUUUUCGAUGAUUCAAGAGUCCUAACUUUUUCGUUUUGAUUAGAAAUUUGAUGAAAACAGAAAUAAAUGAAUAAAUAUGAAUUAAAAUUAUUACUCACUUCAAAGUAACUUCGUAGGAUAUCAGUAAUUAUUGAUCAAUCAAUAUUUAUUAAUUUAAAAUCAAGAUUACUCACUGUUGAAAUACUUACACCGUAAAUAAAAUUUGUUUAGCAUAUAUCAAAGCUAGGAUUUAUUAUAAUAAAUAAGUUUUCAAUUAAUUUUUAUAUUUUGUAUAGGUUAGAUGUGAUCGAGCAUUCUUCUAGACUGAUUUUGUAGCUCUGCAAAUAUCACCUUAUCAUUGAGUUAUAGUGCAAGAGAUUAUGCCAAUAGGCUACAUAGACAUACUGCAAUGCAUUCAUAGGCAUUGAAUCGAAUGAAUGAACAAUGACAUUUCUGCCGCUCUGCGACGCAAAAACUAAAUGGCACGGACCUAUCUCAUGGUAAUUCUUUACAUUACAACCAUAUUUUCACUUUGUGAAAAUAAAAACAAUAUUCCACGCACUGGAUUUAUUUAAACUUUUUUUUACUACAUUUUCUUAGUAACAUAUUUACACACUCCUGGGCUCAUAAUUAUAAUACAGUUUGUGAUUUAGUGAAUCAAAUAAUAAUUGGUGACAAUAUUUAGUUACACAGAUAACACUGUUUAACAAUACUGAUUUACACAAAUAAUUUAAAUAAUACGUACUUGAAAGAACACCAUAUAUAAAACAUAAAUAAUUGUUUAAGAUUUCAGAUGAAAUUAGUAUAAAUUGUGUUUAUGAUACUGCUGAACUAAAAUACAGUCAUACAGUUUAUCUGGCUGCCGUAAACAAUGAAAAUGCAUGAAUAACUGUAGUUUAAGUAUGUAAAUAUGAGCUCAUUCAAUUACUAAUGUGGUAAACAGCAUUUAAAAAAAAAAGAAUCACGUUUUUUGUAAAAUGGAUUUCAUUGAAUUUCAUGAUAUUUUGCUUUCCGUAAAAAUUUUCUGAAGCAAUAUGUAGAGUGGCAGGUUUUGGAGGAAAAAAGAAGAAGAAUUGGAAUUGAAAUGAGAGGUUAUUUAGGUUAAGUUAGGUUAGCUGAAUAAAUAAAAACACCAAUUUUUAUUUCAUAAUUUAAAUAUUUUAACAAACAUUUUACAGAUAACUAUUUUAGCUGACUUAACCUAACCAAUCUUUCGCUUAAGUAUCGUUUUUAUAAUUUCCCAAAAGCCACUACAGUAAAUUUAUUUUUUAUUUCCCUAUGUAUUUUGUUACACGAUGUAAAAAAAAUGUUAAGUGCAAUUCUAAUAUAUAUUCUAUUCUAACUAAAAAAACAUUCAAACAGGUCUAACAAGUUCCCAUUCAACACACAUGACAAGUUGUGCAUUCACAUCCAAUAAGUAAAGCCAAAAGUUUAGGAUAUUAUGAAAAGUGAAUAAAAACAUUGAAAAUAGUGGGUUUAGACUUUAUCAUCAUUAAAAAUUAAAAUACAAUACUUACGUAUUUAUCGGUUACAUUUACAUUGAUCAACUGCUUCAACAAUUUGUGUUGUUAAAUAAAAAUCUGCAGCUACAACAUUCGCCAUUAUUAUUUAUAUUUAAUGUUUCUUAGUUAACGAGAAAGUUGUAACAAUAAAAAGUACAGCUGAACUUUUUUUUAUAAUGUAAGGUUUUGUGGUUUUAUUUUUUGACAAGUUUCGUUGUUAUUUUUUAAAGUGUCUUACAUUAAUAUAUAACAUUACUCACAUAUCAAAACAAGAAAUGGUGUUAUUGGAACCAUAAAACCUACAUAAAAUUUUCAGCUGUGGGAAAAAAUAUUUGAUUCAACUGAUUAUGUGAUUAAGUUUAUUUCUGGUGCCAACAUAUUUUCAAAUUUAAAUUUUCUUUAUCGUCACUUUUAUUUCUUUAAUGCUAUUAAUAUUAAUAUGAACCAAAAUCAUACUUAUACAUUUCUUUAUAUAGUUUGUCUUUAGGCCUGUAGCCAUGUGUGUAUGUUAACAGCUGUAGAAUGAUUUUAAUUACUUUACUAGAAAAUAUAUAUUUUUUUUAUUUUUUUUUACUAAGUAUACAAUAUUUUAGGUUUUUAAAUAAAAACUUUAACUAAAAAUUUAUUAAAUUCUAUAUUUUAACAGCCAAAAUUAAGUAUUUAGGUGAAUUUCGCUGCUUUUCAUUUUGGUGUUUGGCGGUGUAUUUUCAAUUUCACUUGUUUAGGCUUUAUCACUUUUCACCAUGUAAUUAUGCCUUUACCAAUAGGGAAUUGUUUUAAUUUUUACAGCAACUUUAAAAAUGUUAAAAUAUCUAAAUCGUGAUCAUUUAAAUGUAGUGUUUGUGCUUAGUUGUAUUAUUCAAAAUAUGUAACUAUUUUAACAAUGUCAGUUUGGAUGAAAAUUAUUUUUUAAAAUUCAUUUUUUGAAGUUUUGAAAAUGUGAUUUUUACACCUCAACAUGCUUUUUUGACUUAUUAUAAAUAAAAUUGAAGGCUGUGUGUUUGUUACAUGUGAUGCAUGCAUAUUUACAAUAUCCAAAUGAUAAAUGCAGAACUGUCAAAAAAAAAAAGCCAUACCAUCAUGAACCAUUUGAACUGAGUUUAUUGUUUUUUAGUGCCAGUUUAAAAAAAAAACACUUAGGGCAUCUCAAUUGUAGACACGCAUGGCAAUGUGAUAUCAAGUGAGGUAAUGUUUUUGGCAGUUGAAGGUUUUAAGAUUUUAAGUUGAAAAUCUCUCACUUUCAACUUGUGGAAUAUUUUGAGUCUUGCAUUUGAAUACCACUCGUGCAUGCAUUCAGGCUGGUGUGGAUUUAACCUCUUCACAGCUGCUUUGAUGAGGUGAUCCUUAUUGCCAAGGGCUUUUCCCGGUCACUUCCUCGUCUAAGCUGCCUCGGAGCCCAGACCUAACUGCAGAAGUCUGCGAACUUCACCAAGGGCUACCAACGCAGAGAACAGCUUAUCUUGCACACUCCAAACAAGCGCACUUCCAGGGGGGUGGAGCUGGACUGUGACUAAUUCUUAUUCUCAGGAACACCAGAGUUCAGUUGUUCCACGGAAAACUUGGUUACGUGACCAUUAAUGGUAAAGCUCUGUACGUUUUUACCAUGUUGUGUACUCCUGAAUAAGAAAUAUCUGUCCGCAGAUUACAUUAAAGUGCCAACACCACUCGUAACCUCCAGAAACUUCAGUGAUGUUACUGCCAAUCUUUUUGGGAGGUGGACUUACAGUUUCACUCAUCUCUUGGUUGUGUGCCUGCGAAAAAUAUUGCAAUAGCGUCUUCUUAGUGGCUCAUAAGUUGGUAGCAUCGUACUCAUUAUUUUUCGCUGAAUGCAUCAGGUUAGAACACGCCAAAUAUCUCUAUAAGUCAUUCUCCUUGACAAAUUAAUUUUGUCCAUCAUCUGAAAUUUAAAAUUCUGAAUCAAUAUGUAUUACAAAAUAUAACUUCUGUAAAGGCACAUGCACUUCUGUCAAAGAUUUGUGUGGUAAUUAUUAUGCUGUUCAGUUUAGGUAUUGCAUGGCGACUGGUUGCUCUGGUGUGCCUUUAGGCAAGUUCUGACAUUUUCCCUCAGUUGUACUGUGACUUAGGGCUUAUCACAAAACUGGUUUUACUACCUACAUUUUUAAGCUGAUUUAGGAAAAAGAAAAUACAUUGUGGCAAUAAAAUAAUUUUAAAAUAGUUUCACUAAAGGGGGAAUUUUUUUUGGAUUUCAACCUGUUAAAUGGAGAGCAGUUUCAAUAGUAAAUAAGCAAUUACAAAAGUAAAAACAUAAUUUGUUUUUUAAAAAACUUAACAUUGGUUUUGUGAGGAUUAGUUUCUAUGGGGGAGGGGGGGGGGGGCAGAUGUUCUUGUUGCCCUCUGGAUUCACCCUUGUUAUCAUAUGGUAAGUUAAAUUGGUUAAGUAGGUUGCGAGAGACUGCACAUGGUAUCUACAGUUUUAUUCAUGGUAGAGGACUGUUUUGCUAUUGUAGUGAGUGAACAUUCACUGAUGCAUUACUCAAUGUGUCUGCUAUGGAGAAUCUGCUGUGAAAAUGGUCUGCAGUUUGAGCGGUUAGAGAGCUGAUUGUUUUUCUGUAUAUAUGGUGAUAAAUACAUGUGGGACUGCAACUUUGGUAAUGUAACUAACUGUCUGUGCAUUUUGACAAACUCAAAAAUUAAAAGUUACACAUUUUAACCAAGAGUAAAUCAUCUUGGUUCAUUACUUAUAAUGGUAUAAUGGUAUGUAAAUUGGAAGUAGGUUGUAUACAAAUACCACACAAAUUAAUAUUAGUAACGGUACAAGUUUUAUAAUUAAAGAAUCUUUAAAGCUCCUGGUUUCAUUUAUUCUCCCAAAUUAAGUUAUUUAGUGUUAGUUUACUGCCACUACACUUGCUCAUUAUAAGGUGUUGCAUAAAAUUACUCAUGAAAAUCUUUUCCAGGCUACAUUUCUAUACUCAAAAAGUUUAAAACUAAUGCAAUUUUUCGUAAUUAAAAAAAGUUUAUAAAGAAAAGAGUUUCAAUAUUUUUCUGAAUUUUAGAUUGAAGUAUAUCUUGACUAUUCAGCCAAGAGAACAGCUAAUUUUUUUCUGCCAGGUGUAACAGAAGAAAGUUGGAUAUCUCUUUAGAUGUGGUGUAUGCAGCAAGGCUGAAAAUCCAGAUUGUUAACACUUUUAUGGUUAGGGGGAAGAAGGAAUGUUGUGUGCAGCAAUGAUGAAACUAAUUUAUAUUCAAGUAUCUGCAUUUGAUGACUUUCUACAGAAUUGCAUGACAUUGAAAGAUCCUAACAAAAUGGUGGAUCAUCUGAAACUGUUACUGGCUUCACUUAGUGCAGGAAACUAUUCGCACAUCAAUGAAGUAGUCACCGUACUCGAAGAAUUGAAGGACGCUGGCUACAUACAAUAAUUACUCUGAUAAAUCAUUUUAAAUUCAUAUAAAAAUUUAUAGAUUUUGUAGAAAUUUUUAAAUCCAACAUUUUUCUUGUGUAAAAAUGGAAGAUUUAAUUUCUCGUAAUGCCUGUGUAAUGUUUCCAUAAACUCAUUAAUUUUUGUUUUGGAACCUUUACUUUUUUUGAUAAUCAAGGACAUUGUAUAUCUUCUUUGUUUGUUAUGACUUGUGUAACUGUUCAGAAAUAUUUUGAAGUGAGUGAUUUGUCAUUCUGCUUGAUAGUUGCUCACUGCGUUGUUGUGUUCAGCAUGUACAGAAGAUGAGUAACAUUUGUGUUCAAAUUGUUAACGCAUGUUUUAUCAAUAAGGUUUUGUUGUAAUCCAUGACUUUUGGACUUUGCCUAAAUUGUGUCUCAAAGCAGAUUGACAAAAAAAGUGUGACUAGCAUUGCAAAGAAGUCAUAAUAAAAACCAAGUCAAGGAGUUAUAUCUUUGUAACAUACUACAUACUUCUAACCAUGUUUAAGAAGCUUUGUUUUAAUUUUGUUAGUUGCCAUGUAUUUAGUUUUUCACUUGUGACAACAUUAAUUUUGAUUACACACACAAAAUUUUGGUGUUAAAUAUAAAGUAUUGCAUAUGUAAAUGAAAAUGUUUUAAGAAAUAGUAUAACGAGGAAACUAUUAUUUACAUAGUCAACUAAAUGUAUGAAUUUUGUUUGAUGUAAAAUAUUAUUGUAGUUUUCGGUAUGGAGGAUGAGGCAUCUUGAUUGGCAAAUAAAUUUGCACAGUUAAAUAAGAAAUGGGCCACAUAUCAUCAAGCAUUGAAAUUACACAUCCUUGCGUAUUCUCAUGCAGUCUUGAUAAUUUUGGUGGCAUUUUUUGAGGGAAUUAUGUGCGUAACAAUAGCCUCGUGAGUUUCUUGAUGGGGAAGCUGAGGAGGGAGAAUGGUAAUAGGUCCUAUUUUCUUAGAUGUCAUAAUUUAGCAAAGUUUGACAGCAUAAUAAUAAGGGGAAGAGUUUUAUUUUCUAUAAAUUUGCUUUCCCCACCAUUCUUCUUUCCCGUCUUUACUAUGUACUGUAUUCUGACUUUGUAAGACAUUAGCAUAAAUACCGCUGAGUAAGUGAAUUCCAUGUACAUGUGACAAGUUCCAUCAAAUAAGACAAGUAUUUAUUUUUACCUCUUCAAAUUUACUUAAAAAGUUCUUGUCCUAUGCCAGUAAAUGCGGUAAUCACUAAAAAAAAAAACUAUUAUUUUGUGCAUAAUCUGGUUGUGGGUUAUGAAAUAAAUUAUUUUGAACACUUCCUCUGAAACAUUAUUCUUUAAAGUGGUAAGUAAAUGAUUUUUUUUAUAUAAUAUCAUUGAGAAUUGGUAAUGUUAUCUCUGUUCAAUUUGGUAUUUAUACAGACUUGUCAUUGAUAUUGGUUGGUUUUGUAUUGUAGAAUGUAAAUAUAACCAAAUGGCGAUCAAACGAGGUUUCAAUGAUGCACAUCGAUUUAGCUUGUUACAUGCGUUAGACCCACGUAGCGGAGUGCUAAAAUGGAAACACAUAUACACUUGUUAAACUAUGUAAGCCUGUAGCAGUGGCAUUUUGAACUUGAAACCAUCCUAGUUUUUCUGCUGUCAAAACCGUUACUGGUUUUUAAGUACCUUAUAAAAUUUCUUACCAAACAAAGGGUACUUCAUGUUGGUUCCUUGUUUUUUACUCUGUGUAAGUUCGUGAACUUUUACAGCAUAAGUUUUUGUUUUUAAUAUGUAGUGCUUUUGGUACACAAUUUCUUAACCCUUAAGAAUUCCUUGACAUGGUUUCUUUAAGAAUUGGUUGUGUGUUUGCCUGACUUGUACUACUACUUUGUGUGUUUAAGCUGUUAUAGUUUGGUUGUGCAUUCAUGCUGUGACUUCUUGGUAAUAAAUCUUGCUUACCUGACCAACUGUUAAUGUAUACGUUACAUCGUUAAAAUGAGUCCUUUUUGGUGGUGCUUUGUUGAAAGGGACUAAGUGUUGCCGACUGUACCCCGUACGCAAGCAUGGAAGUUGUAAAUAAGUGUGUAUGAUAGGGAGUCUAGAUUGUGUAUGCUUACGACAGAUGGUUUUCUCCUUGAAAAGUAGAAAAUAAUUUUGGAUCUUUAUAGUAAUAUAUACUUUUUUUUUUUUUAAAACCAAACAAGGCAUUUUGAGAGGUGAUUGGUUAAUUUUUGUUCUAGGUGUUUAUGUUUUCACUAUUUCAGUAACAUAAGUUGAGGGCUUAACAUGUAAAUUAAAUGUGUUUUUUUUUUGUGACUUGUGUUUCAUUUGGUGGCGGAUGUGCAUUGCUUCCCACAUUUUCACGUUCGUAGUCCAGCCAUGUUCUUGAGAAAGCUGCUUGUUACAGUCUAGACCUGCAGUUAUAUCUUUAGUAAAACUAUUUGUGAGGAAUAAACAGAUGAAAUGUGACUUGUUUUAAACACAACUAACUGUUUCCAACUAUUGAAUUUGUUCUUUCAUAGAUAUUUAUUUUUCUCUAAAACAACAACAUAUUGUCAGAGAGAAAAAAGUUAGUUCAGUCACACUAUUUCAGAGCAGGAGGGAAGACAUUGGCAAUAGCGAGAGAGAAGAAUUCAUUUGGCCACUGCACAGAAAAAACCUCCAUACAUCUACUGUGUUUGGGUAUGGUGCUAUUGUACCUAGUUUUUGUUUGACCCUGGUGGCAUAACUGCAUAAUGAAUAUGGCAUUAAAAUUUAUUAAUGCACAUUCAUUGUAAACUGUAAAAGAUUAAACGUUUCGAAUAGAAUGUAAAUAGAGAGCAAUUAAUUUAAGAAUUGUGACGUCCUUAAUCCUUAAAUAUCACCUACUUAUUUGUGAAACCGUGCAGUAGCAUUUUUGCGAAUGCUGGGCCUGUAUUCUGUUUUGCAGGAUUUCCUGUCGCUGUAUAGCUUAACAAAUUAUGUAUUUAUGUAAUUUGGUAAUGAAAGAAGCAUACCCAUUAAUUUUUUUAAAAUGUUAAUUAGGUUUUGACUUAAAAUCUAAUUUGGUUCAUUUAUAACUAACUUGUCUUUUUGAAAAUGAUAAUUUCCCAUUUGUUCCCAGAGAAAACGAAAAACAAGUCACGUCUGAAUAAGUAUGGCAUUUAUUACUUACAGCACGCAGCUUUCUUGAAAACUGAGAAUUACUAGUUUCUUGUUACAUUCGAUACUGACAGAAUCAGUGACUAUUUAACUGUUGUGGCUCAAAACUGAACAUACUAUGCAGGAGAUAAAUGUAACAUGUGGAAUAAUUGAUUUGAUCAAUAAUUUGUUAUCCUAGCAGUUGUGUUGUGCCAACUUGUGAGUCAGGGUAGUGUUUUCAUGCUAUGUUGGUACACGCUGUUCAGUACCUAUGAUUUCAAGUGUUUGUCAGAUAUGUCUAAAUCGGAACCCCAGUUUUAAUUGGCUAAUUUUCAAGCCAUACAGGAAGGAUACUGAAUAUGUAUGUUCACCUUAUUCUGAUUAAAGUCCAUUUAUUUAUAUAUUUGAGUGACAUGAUUUUUGUGCUUUUCAUUCAUGCUUCUUUGUCUUGUUUGAAAGUUGUAACUGCAGAUUCACUGAAUUGCAGGUCGUUGCCUUCUUAUUACUUAUGUAUGAGCAAAGUUGAUGUGUUAAUCAGAUGUUUUGUAAAGUACCAAUUUGUUGAAAGUGGAUGGUCAAAUGGAUUGAUGAAUAAAAUUAUUUUGAUUGAAAA